UUUAUCUUUGAUUAUUAGACCUAUAGUUUAUUACACGGUGUGUAAUUAUUAUUAUCCGUAAAUAUGUAGAGUAAAUGUGAUUUAUUUAAAUACUGGUGACAAUUAGCAUAAAAACUUUACGCCAAGAACGAACAAUGUCUACUCUAUUCAAAAUACGAUCAUUUUUUUCAAGGCAUAAAAACAAAUUUUUCAUUGGAGGGCUACUAGUUACAAGUACAUUACUAUUAUCGAAAUAUAUGCAAAAACGCCUGCGUGAUUGGCAUGAAAAAGAAGCAAGAGAAUUUUUGGAACGUAAUCGUAAACAAAGUCACUUUGAGAGUAUCAAUCAGACAUGUAAUCAAACCAUUUUGGGCCUUUCGUCUUCAUUAUUGGAUACUAUAUAUGCAGAAGUUGAUACAGAUUCUAUAAUUGAAUCUUUGAAGAGUAAUUCUGUAAAUAAGUUUGAAAAAUGGAAUACCUUAAAGGUUCAAGUUUUUACAAAGGCAGCCUGUGUUAUUUAUGGUCUUGUUAUGUUAGUUAUGACUUUGAAAAUACAACUAAACAUACUGGGUGGGUACUUAUAUAGAAACACAAUGGAUGUAUCAACCCAGCAGCAAGAACAGUAUUUAUCUUUGUGGCAGAAUUUUCUAAAUGUGGGUGUUAAAAAGUUAACUAAUACUAUUGAAACUGAGGUUGAAAAAAUAUUAGAAAGGGUGGAUUUGAAAAAGCAAAUGAAACUAAGUGAUUUGGAAGCAAUUUUCUGGUCAUUACAAAGCAGCUUAGCCUCUCAUAAAGAGAGCCCCAUUGAACAAAUUCGGCCCUAUGUGAUUAACGAUGAACUGUCAAGUAAUACUGAUGUCUAUCAUAACAUGUUACGGGACACUGCAGAUUUGUUAGAAAGUGAUGAAGUGAAGUUAAUAGUCACCCAUUAUGUGAGCAAAGGUUUCUAUGUCCUUGGCGACCAGUUAUCAGAGUUUUUUGGACAAAAUGAAUCAAAGCUUUCCGAGCUAAGGGAUGAAAAGGUGGACAUUGACACUUUUUUGAACCCUUUUAGCAGUAAAAAACCUAUGGCAAAAUUGAUACCUAUUCUUAAUGGCUUACUCUCCAAGCAAUCAUUCCCCCAAAAUUUUACACAGAUUUUAAUAACAGAUGAAAAGAUUAACACCCUGGGUGCUAAUGUUUACGAAAGUUUGUUAUUUUAAUAUUGGCAUCACUGUGUUUUUGUAAAUACAUAUUUGCAAGUAUCUGCGUAUUAUUUACCUUUAAGAC
Cylas formicarius (sweet potato weevil) is the source of this 1248-nucleotide messenger RNA. RefSeq names its product peroxisomal biogenesis factor 3. The record is from RefSeq and is a predicted model, not a curated record. Gene Ontology annotation, cellular component: peroxisomal membrane. Bases 135 to 1181 code for a protein of 348 amino acids. Gene Ontology annotation, biological process: protein import into peroxisome membrane. Gene Ontology annotation, molecular function: protein-macromolecule adaptor activity. The transcript has 4 exons. NCBI's taxonomy places the organism in Eukaryota, Metazoa, Arthropoda, Insecta, Coleoptera, Brentidae.